Messenger RNA from Carassius auratus (goldfish), 2212 nucleotides. RefSeq names its product GINS complex subunit 1 (Psf1 homolog) (gene gins1). Gene Ontology annotation, cellular component: GINS complex. Gene Ontology annotation, biological process: DNA strand elongation involved in mitotic DNA replication; DNA replication. The transcript is spliced from 7 exons. NCBI's taxonomy places the organism in Eukaryota, Metazoa, Chordata, Actinopteri, Cypriniformes, Cyprinidae. Bases 1245 to 1835 code for a protein of 196 amino acids. The record is from RefSeq and is a predicted model, not a curated record.
UCAAGCAUUCAGAAGUCCCAAAAAAUAAAAUUAAGCAGUUUUACUACGAUAAAACCAUGAUUUAUUUUGGUAAAGGUUGUGCCCUCCAAGUGUUUUAGUUGAAGAAAUUAAAGAGGCUGUAGCAUUUCUAUUACAAAAAGGUGGCCAAAAUCGCCAAUGAAGUGGAUAUUUGAAUUAAAUGUUUGGUCAAUAUUGAACAAGGAUUUGAAUGUCCUGACUCCUGUAAGUGUAACAACAGCAAUUACCAGGCCAUUGGUGCCCGUGGCAGGCAUUUAUAAUAAUACAAAUUAUUUAUUUUGUGUUAUCUUACAUUAUCUUUUAACAGUGUUAUAAAACCAUGUGGUUAUUAUAAAUUAACCAAUCAUUAUUGCCUCAUUGUUUUUAUAUAAUAAAUUUUAAGCCAUGAAAACUAGAAUAUUAAGUCAAAUGCGUUGUUGGUGGUGGUGAAAUUAUUACAGACAUUAAAAAACGUUAGUAACGUCAACAGUCAAAAAAGUAGGCUAUUAUGUGCCUAUAUUUUCCUUAUUUUUUAUCUUUAUUGUUAAUCAUUAAAUGUAGCUUAUAUUAAUAAGAAAUGUGAUAUAUAUGUAAAAAGAUAGGCACAUUUAAUUCAGUGACGCAAUCUUUUGCAUUUUCUACAUCACUAAAUACACCACUAGAUGGCAGCAUGUACUUUUUUUUUUUAGAAUUUGUUGCAAAAUAAUGUCAACAAUCUGUACAAAAUAUUAGACAACCCUCCAAAAUACAAUAUUAUACAGCACUAUGUAUCUUACUAUAUUUAACACAAACCAAUAUUUCAUUUUUAGGGUAUUGACUGGGAUUAGGUCUCAAGCAGUUAUCAGAGAAUGGCUGUGCUUUCUUACUUUCAGGGUCCGGUUCCUUUAAACAUCUUUCUGCUGUGCAUAUUUAUAUACACAAUAAUGCAUAUUUCGCUGUCGUGUUCUCAUUAACGACACUGGUCAAACAAUUAUGUAAAUCGUUUUAUGUGAAAUGCUACGCGUUGAAAAGAAAAAUAAUCACUGAGCCGGUUCAUUGAAAAACGAACUGUUCAUAAGAACCGAUUCCCGGAAAUGAGUCAGACUGUCCUUUUUGACUCUCCGUAGUAACUUCUUUAACGCUCACGUGAUCACAACAACGAAAAUUUACCGCGAAAACUGUCUGCGCGAGUACAUUGGAAAUAUAGCUAGCUAAGACUUUAUCCCUCCCAGAAAUAUUGAAAUCUUUCAGUUACAAACAAAUUUAUAAUGUUCUGCGAAAAGUCAGUCGAGCUUAUUAGAGAACUACAUCGGAUGGGCGACGGCCAGCUGCCCGCUUUUAAUGAAGACGGUAUUCGCCAAGUCCUGGAGGAAAUGAAGGCGCUUUACGAACAGAAUCAGACUGAUGUGAAUGAGGCAAAGACGGAGGGAAAGAGUGAGCUGAUCCCAUCCAUCAAGUUCAGGCACAGCUGCCUGCUGAGAAACCAGCGCUGCAUCGCCGCAUACCUUUAUGAUCGCCUCCUGCGAAUCCGUGCUCUCAGAUGGGAGUAUGGCAGUGUGCUGCCCACAACCAUUCGCUUUCAUAUGUGUGCUGAAGAGAUGGAGUGGUUCAAUCAGUACAAAAAGUCUUUGGCAACCUAUAUGAGGUCAAUAGGGGGAGAGGAAGGUUUGGACAUAACACAGGACAUGAAGCCCCCUAAGAGUUUAUACAUCGAGGUGCGCUGUCUCAAGGACCAUGGAGAAUUUGAAAUAGAUGAUGGCACUGUCAUUCUGCUGAAGAAAAAUAGCCAGCACUUUUUACCCAGAUGGAAAUGUGAGCAGCUUAUUCGGCAGGGUGUAUUAGAGCACGUCAUCUCCUAACAUGGAGCAGCUGUAUUGUGGAUACCUUCCUUCAUGUUCAUUUAGAUAUUACAAGUUUAAACUAGAGUGAAUUAUAGAAUCAGAAAGUUACACAGGUAAAACUUUACUUGGUCACAUUCUUUACAGUGGUACAUGAUGCAUUUACAAACAGUGGUGUCACACUUUCAUCUCCCAGCAAGCUCUUUUCAAUGAGGUGUACAUCAUAAGAGACAUCUGCAACACUUAACAAUAAGUUAUCUCAAAGUGGACAUUAGUGCAUCAUGAUUGACAAUUGUGCAAUUAAAAGAUAGUAUUUGUAUCAAAACUGUACAUUGUGUGAAUACUGUGCUUUUGGUUAUUGCAUCAUAAUGGGCAUUAAAACUGCAGUAAAAUAUUAU